Molecule: messenger RNA, 1626 nt
Organism: Neurospora tetrasperma FGSC 2508
Lineage: Eukaryota; Fungi; Ascomycota; Sordariomycetes; Sordariales; Sordariaceae
Product: acyl-CoA dehydrogenase mitochondrial precursor
Exons: 3
Coding region: 60-1457 (465 amino acids)
Cellular component (GO): mitochondrion
Molecular function (GO): flavin adenine dinucleotide binding; acyl-CoA dehydrogenase activity
Source: RefSeq, a predicted model, not a curated record
AUCCUGCUAUCAAGGUGUACGCACCUAUCUCCUCGAAUACCGCGUGGGCUUCUGCGAUAAUGAUCUGUUCUGUAUAUCGAAUGCAUAGUGACAGACAGCACUCGCGCCAGGUCUCCGAUCGGUUCUUUAAUCAUAACACAUACGCAUCAGACACAAUGAAGUCGUUCACUAGGGUUUUGCGUCCCGCCGUCCGCAGGGCUCAGGCUGUUUCCGCUCCCAGACUUUCCAGAACUCCUGUCGUCCAAUGCGCUCGCCCUCUUUCCACCACCUCCCCUCGCCGGGACAUAACCGAUCUGCCGCCAACCCCCAUCACGCACUUCUCUGAGGUUGAGACCGCCAUGGCCGAGACUGUCCAGAAGUUCGCCAACGAUGUCAUUCUCCCCAAGGUCCGCGAUAUGGAUGAGGCCGAGGCUAUGGACCCCGCCAUUGUCGAGCAGCUUUUCGAGCAGGGUAUUAUGGGUGUCGAGAUUCCCGAGGAGUACGGCGGUGCCGGCAUGAACUUCACCGCCGCCAUUGUUUGUAUUGAGGAGCUCGCCCGCAUCGACCCCUCGGUAUCCGUCAUGGUUGACGUCCACAACACCCUUGUCAAUACCGCCGUCAUUCGCUGGGGUAGCGAGGCGCUCAAGAAGAAGUACCUCCCCAAGCUGGCCACCAACACCGUCGGUUCCUUCUGUUUGUCCGAGCCAGUCUCUGGCUCUGAUGCCUUUGCCCUAGCCACCCGCGCCGUCGAGACAGAGAACGGCUACAAGAUCAAUGGCAGCAAGAUGUGGAUCACCAACAGUAUGGAGGCCGACUUCUUCAUUGUUUUCGCCAAUGUCGACCCCAGCAAGGGCUACCGCGGUAUUACCGCCUUCAUCGUCGAGAAGGGCAUGAAGGGCUUCAGCAUCGCCAAGAAGGAGAAGAAGCUCGGCAUCAAGGCCUCCAGCACGUGCGUGCUCAACUUUGACGACGUCGAGGUCCCCAAGGAGAACAUUCUCGGCAAGGUCGGCGAGGGCUACAAGUACGCCAUUGGCAUCCUCAACGAGGGCCGCAUCGGCAUCGGCGCCCAGAUGACCGGUCUCGCGCUCGGUGCGUGGGAGAACGCGGUCAAGUACGUGUGGAACGACCGCAAGCAGUUUGGCCAGCUCGUCGGUGAGUUCCAGGGCAUGCAGCACCAGAUCGCCCAGUCCUACACCGAGAUCGCCGCCGCGCGCGCGCUCGUCUACAACGCCGCCCGCAAGAAGGAAGCCGGCGAGGAUUUCGUCAUGGACGCCGCCAUGGCCAAGCUUUACGCUUCCCAGGUCGCCGGCCGCGUCUCCGGUCUCGCUGUCGAGUGGAUGGGCGGCAUGGGCUUCGUCCGUGAGGGCCUUGCUGAGAAGUUCUUCCGUGACAGCAAGAUCGGUGCCAUUUACGAGGGUACCAGCAACAUCCAGCUUAACACUAUUGCCAAGACCCUCCAGAAGCAGUACACUGCUUAAGAUGGCGGGUUGACUGUCGAUGUGUGUUUUGAUGGUAGUGUUAUAUAAGGGUGUGCAUGUGCAUAUUGGUUAGGAUAUCAUGGAGUUAAGGGGAUGCCGAAUUUCAAAAGGGGCAGGAAGCACCUUGUCAUGAUCUAGAAUAUUCAGCAAGCCAUUUUUUCGAUUACUC